This is a messenger RNA of Clonostachys solani, 654 nucleotides long. The record is from the annotation of a GenBank genome assembly. Lineage: Eukaryota; Fungi; Ascomycota; Sordariomycetes; Hypocreales; Bionectriaceae.
AUGAAGUUCUCCAACGUCCUCAUGUUCGCUUCCUUCGCCUUUGCUGCACCAGCAGUUGAGGUCAGGCAGCAGACUGCAACUGGCGUUGUGGUCCAGUCCGCACAGACUGUUCUGAACACUGUCAACACCAACGUUGCUGCAAUCCGUGCUGCCCUCAACGGCGUCACUGGCAACGUUGAUGCUCAAGUGCAGGCAACCGUCCGCGCCAACCUCAACGCCAUCAUCGCAGCCCUCCAGACCUCCACCAACACCAUCGUCGUUGCCACUACCGGAGGCGCCGGUGGAAUCAUUGGUGCCGCUACUGGCCUGACCCAGCAGCAGGUCACCGAUCUUGCUCGGGCUGUCCAGAAUACCCUCGACGCCAUCGCCCAGCUUAAUGUCAUCGUCACUGCUGAGGCCACCGAUCUCACCACACCGCUCCGCACCUUUGCCCAGAGUGAGAUCAACGCCAUCCGGGCCGCCCUGAACCCCUUCGUCGCUCCCGUCGUCAACUUUUCUCGUGCUGUCCAGGCAUUCUCCGCCAGAGUUGGCGUCACCGUCACCGGCUUGACCAAUGUUACCAACUCCCUCACCAGCUACAUCACCACCCUUCUCAGAUCGCUCGGCUUGGGCUUCAUUCUUCCCAGCAUCCCUGGUCUCUUUGGCAAGCACUAA